AUGACUCUGAAGGCAUCAACUAUGCCAUCCUUGAUUAGUGCAGUUGAAGCAGACAUUAAAGAAGGUGAUGAUGAUCUACCAGCAGAGCCAGAAGAUAAUGAUACAAAAGAUCACAAUGAUGAAGGAGGAGAUGCCUCUGAUUCUGGUAAUCAAGAAAUGUUUGAUGAAUUAGCAGCAGACAUAUCAUAUAAUAGAAGAACCUCAAGAUAA
Messenger RNA from Entrophospora sp. SA101, 210 nucleotides. Lineage: Eukaryota; Fungi; Glomeromycota; Glomeromycetes; Entrophosporales; Entrophosporaceae. The record is from the annotation of a GenBank genome assembly.